AGAGCAUUGGGAAGAGCAUCUUUUGGCUGGUUUCAACUUUUAAGGCCAAUCUGCAAAACCCCUCUCCCUCGCCAUGGCCUCUCUAGAAAUAGACGGUUCAAGGAGAUCAAAAUCCGUAGAAGAAAUCGACGAGCACGAGUUGUCUCCUAUCGAGGAGGUUCGAUUAACCGUGCCCACCACCGACGAUCCCUCGCUGCCCGUAUGGACGUUUCGAAUGUGGUUUCUGGGUUUGAUAUCAUGUGUGCUUCUGUCCUUCCUCAACACCUUCUUCGGUUACAGGACGGAGCCCCUGGUAAUCACCAUGAUAUCUGUGCAGGUCGCCACGCUUCCGGUGGGACGGUUCAUGGCGAAGGUGCUGCCUAAGACCAAGUUUCGGGUGCCUGGUUUUGGGUCGAGGGAGUACUCUUUGAACCCGGGGCCCUUCAAUGUGAAGGAGCAUGUGCUGAUAUCCAUAUUCGCAAAUGCCGGUGCGGCAUUUGGGAGUGGAACGGCUUAUGCUAUUAGUAUUGUGGAUAUCAUUAAGGCUUUCUACCACAGAGAGAUCUCUUUCUUGGCUUGUUGGAUUCUUGUGAUCACAACCCAGGUUCUAGGGUAUGGUUGGGCCGGGAUUCUGAGGAAGUUCGUAGUUGACCCGGCAGAGAUGUGGUGGCCGAGUAGUCUUACUCAAGUCUCUUUAUUCAGCGCACUUCACGAGAAAGACAAGAAGCGGAUGACAAGAGCGAAAUUCUUCUUAAUCGCACUCAUCUGCAGCUUCUCCUGGUAUGUGGUUCCAGGGUACCUCUUCCCUACCUUGGGAACCAUCAGUUGGGUGUGCUGGGUAUUCCCAAAUUCUAUCACAGCCCAGCAGAUCGGGUCUGGAAUGCGUGGCCUAGGCAUCGGGGCCAUGACUCUUGACUGGUCAGUCAUAGCUUCAUUCCUUGGCAGCCCUCUCAUCACUCCCUUCUUCGCCAUUAUUAAUGUCCUUGCGGGCUAUGUCAUUUUCAUGUACCUUAUCACCCCUGUAGCCUACUGGGGACUUAACGUAUACAAUGCCAAGAACUUCCCUAUCUUCUCCUCCCAUUUAUUCAAUGCCCAGGGACAAAGGUAUAAUGUUUCUGCAAUAGUGAAUAAUAAGUUCGAGAUAGACAUGGAAACAUAUCAGAAGCAAGGACACAUACACCUCAGCAUUUUCUUUUCUAUUUCAUACGGCCUUGGGUUCGCUGCUGUUAUAUCUACUCUCACGCAUGUGGCCUUGUUUAAUGGAAGGGAAAUAUAUAAACAAUUCCGAGCUACAUACAAGGGAAAGGAAGACAUUCACACAAAACUCAUGAAGAAUUACAAGGACAUACCCAACACGUGGUUUCACCUGAUGCUGGGGCUGUCAUUGGCUCUGUCUCUGAUCCUCUGCAUCUUCAUGAAAGAUGAGAUCCAAAUGCCAUGGUGGGGACUCAUCUUUGCAGCAUUCCUAGCAUUGACAUUCACCCUUCCAAUCAGCAUCAUAACUGCUACAACAAAUCAGACACCAGGACUGAAUAUCGUCACAGAAUACCUCAUGGGAGUCAUAUUACCAGGACGGCCAAUUGCUAAUGUCUGCUUCAAAACCUAUGGGUAUAUAAGCAUGGCACAAGCAGUCUCCUUUCUCAAUGAUUUCAAGCUUGGCCAUUACAUGAAGAUUCCUCCCCGAUCAAUGUUUGUGGUUCAGUUGAUUGGGACCAUCAUAGCUGGAACGGUGAACAUUACAGUGGCAUGGUGGCUGCUGACAAGCAUUGAGAACAUUUGCCAGGAUCAAUUACUUCCUCCUAAUAGUCCUUGGACAUGCCCAGGUGAUCGAGUCUUCUAUGAUGCAUCUGUCAUCUGGGGUUUGGUAGGGCCCAGACGAAUAUUUGGGGAUCUGGGAGACUACUCAGCCCUCAACUGGUUCUUUCUCGUUGGCGCACUGGGACCUGUGUUGGUUUGGUCGCUGCAUAAAGCAUUCCCCACACAGAAAUGGAUUUCACUCGUUAACCUCCCAGUACUUCUCGGAGCAACGGGUGCAAUGCCACCAGCUACAACCCUGAAUUUCAACGCAUGGAUCUUUGUUGGAACAAUAUUCAAUUUCUUCAUCUUCAGAUACCGAAAGAGUUGGUGGCAGAGGUACAAUUAUGUUCUCUCGGCCGCACUGGACGCUGGGUUGGCUUUCAUGGGAGUCCUUUUGUACUUCUCACUGACCAUGGCGAACAGAAGUAUAUCCUGGUGGGGUGCGGAAGGUGAGCACUGUGGGUUGGCCUCAUGUCCAACAGCCAAAGGCAUCGUGGUAGACGGGUGUCCUGUACAUUGACACCCUGCAGGACAUCAGUAAACAUAUUUUGUGAAUCUUAAGCAGUUUUCAUUUCCACUGCCUCUCCUAAAGGCAUAAGAAGAUUUUUAGGAUAUCGAUUAAAUGGAACUACAGCAAUUUCUAUUUCUCAAACUCUUAGUUAGAAUCAUUUUAUAUUAAAGGAUGGAGGUAGAUUUAGUUUCAA
Molecule: messenger RNA, 2480 nt
Organism: Vitis riparia (riverbank grape)
Lineage: Eukaryota; Viridiplantae; Streptophyta; Magnoliopsida; Vitales; Vitaceae
Product: oligopeptide transporter 2-like
Exons: 6
Coding region: 74-2296 (740 amino acids)
Biological process (GO): transmembrane transport
Molecular function (GO): oligopeptide transmembrane transporter activity
Source: RefSeq, a predicted model, not a curated record